AUGUCUUCACACUUUCAGGCCAAGCCACGGUGGGAUGCCUGGCCACCAACCCAGGUGCGCCUCACGCCCUCUACGCCCAAGGACUACCCAUCCCUGGACGAUAUAAACGAGGACCCUCUCAACUACUUUCUCACACCUCCCACCGACUUUGAGGACGCCAGCGGUGACAUCGACAUGUUUGACUUUGACGCCGGUAUUGAGAGUCCGCACUCGUCGCACGACAUAGUCCGCAGCGUCAGCCCUUCCAGCCUCGAAGGCCUCAGCAAGCCGGGCUCCCCACCGGUUCCUGAUCUCUCUGAUCUGGCCACACCCGACACGGACGACGAAGAGGAGAGUUACAUGCGCUUCGCGCCCCACCACUUUGGUCUCCCAUCUACCCUGCGAGACUUCAUGAUGGACAGCGAGAGGUCCAAGCAAAGCCAAGUCUCAAACUCUCCCUCGUCGCCCCUUGACGCCCCGAGGGGACGUUCUCGUGGCUCGAGGCCAGUAGGCCGCGGCCGACAGCCCAGCUUUGCCACGCGCCGCCGCUCACAGCAGGUCUGGCGUGAGCCCAGCCCCGACGUCUGGUCAAUCGAGGAGGAGACAGAAGAGGCCAUGAGCGAGCUCGGAAGCACCGUGGCCGCGGACAGCGACGCCGGAGAGGUGCUCGCCUCGGCGAUGAAGAAGGACCGGACUCGGCCGGUAGACAUACAGGCUGCGAAGCCGACGAAGAAGGUCAGGUUUGUCCUGCCUGCGGAGGAGAUCUAAUGGGAGAACGGGCAGUACAACAAGGCCGCGCUUCAGAUUUCUUUUUUCCUUCUUUGCAUGUUGGGGGGGGGGGGGGGUUCUCAUUGCUUCCAUUUGGCUUCAUCUUCCUCUUUAACUACAGUAGGUAGUUUGCAUGGACUUUGCGGGAUGCAUCAGGGGCGUUCAGGUUGAAGGAACAUUUUUCCUACACCACUUCGAUGGUUUCUGGGGGCAGGAUUGGAUGCCUCGAGAUUGGUCUUUCGUCACCUAGUAUCACGUACAGCGAGAUGUGCCGGCAUGCAGUAUACACGGCGUUGGCAUGCCAGCCAGAGCGAUUCUGGAAAUCACAACCACAGUUAUCA
Molecule: messenger RNA, 1088 nt
Organism: Verticillium dahliae VdLs.17
Lineage: Eukaryota; Fungi; Ascomycota; Sordariomycetes; Glomerellales; Plectosphaerellaceae
Exons: 1
Coding region: 1-747 (248 amino acids)
Source: RefSeq, a predicted model, not a curated record